Molecule: messenger RNA, 536 nt
Organism: Psammomys obesus (fat sand rat)
Lineage: Eukaryota; Metazoa; Chordata; Mammalia; Rodentia; Muridae
Product: 60S ribosomal protein L38-like
Exons: 1
Coding region: 1-180 (59 amino acids)
Biological process (GO): translation
Cellular component (GO): ribosome
Molecular function (GO): structural constituent of ribosome
Source: RefSeq, a predicted model, not a curated record
AUGCCUCAGGAAACUGAGGAAACCCAGGACUUUCUGCUCACAGGCCUGCGGAAGGGUGCCAAAUCUGCCAAGAUCAAGAAGAACGAGGAUGGUGAAGUUCAAGGUUCGCCGCAGCAGGCACACCUGCUCAUCUCAGCCGAGAAGGCGGAGAAGCUGAAGCGGUCCCUGCCCCUGGUUUGACAGUGAAGGAGCUGAAAUGAGCCAAUCGUCUGGAAAGGGGGGAGGGGGCGGGGCUAACAGUACUUGAUGCUCCCACAGAGGACCCAGGCUCCAGUCCCAGCACCCACAUGCCACCUCCAGUUACAGGGAAUCCAAUACCGUCUUCUGGCUUGAUUCCAGGCACACAUGGUGACAUGCGUGCAAAGCAAACAUUUACACACAUAACUUUUUUUCCAGACAGGGUUCCUCUGUGUAGCCCUGGCUGUCCCGGAACUCAUCUAUAGCCCAGGCUGGCCUCAAACUCACAGAGAUCCAUCACCUCCACUUGGUUUUAAAAUAUAUAUUUUUUAAGCUGACAGUGGUGGUGCAUUCCUUUA